GUAAAGGCUUAAGGGAGCCAGCCGCCAGCCAUGCUCUCGCUUCGAAGGGAGAGACAGCCAAUUCAGCAGCCGCUCAAGGAAGCCAGGAAGGAGCGACUGAACGGGACAGGGAGGGUCUGCGCACCGAUCGCGCGUCUCGAGGACACUGAGAAAAACGUAUGCCUGGCUGCUGUGACAUAGAAAUGAUCUCUUUGCCAUUGCCUGAUGGAGACGAUGCAGUGGGAGUUUGCAUCUUAACCUCUGCAGACCUUGAGUUGAAAGAGCACCUUCCUUUCCAAUCCAGAAGCCAUCUCAAGACCAAAGUAGACUGCAGUGCCAAAAAGAAAUACACAUCUGCAAAGAAGAAGGCGUUUGCUCUCUUUGUGAAAGCCAAGGAACUGGAAGUGGACAUGCCUGCUUGCCAAAGGGAAGUUUCCUGGAAAUGCUGCCAACAGACUUUCAAAGAUCUGACUGGCAUUCAUAGACAUGUGGCUUCUCAACAUUCAAGUGACGUUGGGCAGCAAGCAUCUGUGAUCUUAAAGCAGAUGGCCGGCAUCGGAAUUAACCCUACUUCCGUGAAUGAAACAUCUAAGCCCAACAAGACUCCAGACAGAAACCAAGAAGCGAUUUACAAGCUCCCAGAUAUAAGCCACAUUGAUACUAAUGAAAUGAAAAGUGAAGUUGGGGAAGUUUUGCUAUACUAUUGCUACUGCGAGGUGGCAGAUCCUGUGGGACUUUGUGUGUGGCAGAAGGCUUUAUGUCAGCAUCUGCAUCUAACUGGAAAGGUACGAAUUGCUUCAGAAGGAAUUAAUGGAACUGUAGGUGGGAGCAGGACAUCUACUAACCUAUAUGUGGAUGCAAUGCUAUCUCACCCCCUCUUCAAAGGCAUUUUGACAAAGGAAGAUUUCAAGACCAGUGCAGGAGGAGCCCACUGUUUCCCAGAUCUUCGAAUUGGUGUGUUUGAAGAAAUAGUGCCUAUGGGAAUUCACCCAAAAAAAGUCUCUUACAAAGAAACUGGAAUCCGUUUGGCUCCAAAGGAGUUUCAUGCAGAAGUAGAGAAAUACCUUUCUCAGGGUCAUAAUGCCCAAAUGGAUACAAUUUUGCUGGACUGCAGGAACUUCUAUGAAAGUAAAAUAGGGCAUUUCCAAGGCUGUCUGGCUCCCAACAUUAGGAAGUUCAGCUACUUCCCCAUCUACAUAGAUGAGAAUUUGGACCUUUUCAGGGACAAGCGCAUCCUGAUGUACUGUACGGGAGGAAUCCGCUGUGAGCGGGGCUCAGCCUACCUCAGGUCUAAGGGUAUAUGCACAGAAGUGUAUCAUCUCAAAGGUGGCAUCCACAAGUACCUAGAAGAAUUUCCUGAUGGGUUCUACAGAGGAAAGCUUUUUGUUUUUGAUGAACGUUAUGCCAUUUCCUCAAACAGUGAUGUCAUUUCAGCUUGCCGUUACUGUGGGACACUCUGGGACCAGUAUCGUCUUUGCUCUACCCAGCUCUGCCGUCAACUUGUCCUGACAUGUCAGCAAUGCCAACAAAAAGGGCUUACAGCCUGUUGUCCUCUCUGCCAAGAGAAAGGUCUUACACUGGCACCUUCAGGACAAACCUUCAAAGAGGAAUGUGAAUGUACAGGGACCCGGCAGCGGGUACCGGUGGAAUGCAUUUGACAACUCCUGAAGUUAUACUCCCUCAUGAUUGCAUGAGAUGCCUGUUCUGAGAUGUGUUUUAAUGGGAUUUGAGGGAGUUAAUUGGGGGACAGUUAAGCAGCUCUUCAGUUCCAGCUGCAGUCAAAGUUUCAGUGUGUGAUUGGAUUCCUCUCAGAAGAAAUUGCAUGGAGGAGAAAGAUUCGACCAUAUUUAGAGUCUUUCACCAAGACAACUUGAGGUUCUAACAUGUGAUGCUUUAGGAUGACCUAAUUUGCGAACAAUGAAAAAAAAAUAGAAAAACGGAUCUCAACUCAACAGGGAAGGCUAUAAUGCAUUUGCCAUUAAUUUUAAUAAGUUGCAUAGAAUUCUGUGCCAGUUAUGAAUGUUGCCGUCUAGCAGUAACAGAACUAAUGGGAUGUCAUCUGUUGACUGUGAAUUGGGCUGUAUUGCAGAGUUAGACAAGCUUUUUCAUCCUGAGGAUUACACUUUGGGCCAUAGGAAUUAGGGUUCUUAAUAUUGUAUAAUUAGAGUAAGAGGGGUUCAACCUUUUGAUCCAUUUUCAGGAGUGUUAGGGACAGAAGUACAGGUGCUCUUUUUGCUUCUUAAUUCCUGUAAAGAAGUCAAACUUGCCUCAGUUUUAGGGAAGAGAUGUUUCAGAAUUUAAAGGGCAUGUUGAAUAUCUAAAAUAUCUCCUAUCUGUAAAUAGGAGGAAGCUUUAUGUAUACCGCCUUAAAUUGCACAGAGAUGAU
Molecule: messenger RNA, 2365 nt
Organism: Pantherophis guttatus
Lineage: Eukaryota; Metazoa; Chordata; Lepidosauria; Squamata; Colubridae
Gene: TSTD2
Product: thiosulfate sulfurtransferase like domain containing 2
Source: RefSeq, a predicted model, not a curated record